This is a messenger RNA of Lasiosphaeria miniovina, 2532 nucleotides long. RefSeq names its product sulfate transporter family-domain-containing protein. Lineage: Eukaryota; Fungi; Ascomycota; Sordariomycetes; Sordariales; Lasiosphaeriaceae. Gene Ontology annotation, cellular component: plasma membrane. The coding region runs from base 1 to 2532 and encodes 843 amino acids. The transcript has 4 exons. Gene Ontology annotation, molecular function: secondary active sulfate transmembrane transporter activity. Gene Ontology annotation, biological process: transmembrane transport. The record is from RefSeq and is a predicted model, not a curated record.
AUGGCAACAAAGGCUGGCCAUUUGUUGGCGAAGGGCCUGGGCAUCAAGCUCAGAGCCGGAGAGCCGUACCAGGAUGAAGUUAGCCGUGGCGAGUCUGUCCUGUCCGGCCAGACAGGCGAGACCUUUAUAGAGGAGCUUCCUCGGACAGCCGACGUCUUUCUCAACACCAUGCCCUCUAGCGCUCAGAUCCAGUCGUAUAUGCUGUCUCUCUUUCCAUUCCUAUCAUGGAUCAGCUUUUACAACCUGCAAUGGCUCAUAGGGGAUCUCGUUGCUGGUAUCACCAUUGGCGCUGUUGUCGUUCCCCAGGGGAUGGCAUAUGCCAAGCUGGCUAAUCUACCGGUCCAGUUUGGCCUCUACUCUUCAUUUAUGGGGGUCUUAGUCUACUGGUUUUUUGCCACGUCCAAGGAUAUCACUAUCGGACCAGUUGCCGUCAUGUCACAAGUUACCGGCAGUGUUGUCGCGGACAUGAAGAUCGCGUUACCCGAUGUUCCAGGUCACGUUAUUGCAUCGGCCCUCGCUAUUCUGGCGGGAGCCAUCGUCAUAUUCAUCGGGCUCAUUCGCUGCGGCUGGAUCGUCGACCUCAUCUCCCUCACUGCACUUUCGGCCUUUAUGACGGGCUCAGCUAUCAGCAUUGCCGUCGGCCAAAUUCCCACUAUGAUGGGCAUCACGGGCUUCUCGACAAGAGAUGCGUCAUAUCUGGUCUUCAUCCACACUCUGCAGGGACUUCCUAGGACGAAGUUGGACGCUGCUAUGGGGCUGACGGCUCUUACAAUGCUAUAUCUGAUCAGGGGGUUCUGCUCCUUUGCUGCACGUCGGUGGUCACAGCACCAACGGCUCUUCUUCUUCCUCUCGACGCUAAGAACUGUGUUUGUCAUUCUCCUAUACACACUCAUCAGUUACUUGGUCAACAGGGGUCUUCCCGAAAAACAGGUCAAGUUCAGCAUUUUGCUCACUGUCCCGAGAGGUUUCCAAAACGCAGCUGUUCCGGUGCUCAACGAGCGUGUUGCGAGUGGCCUACUCAGCUACCUGCCCGCCACCGUCAUCGUCUUGUUGAUUGAACACAUUGCUAUCUCCAAGUCGUUCGGACGCGUAAACAACUACAGGAUUGACCCGUCGCAAGAGAUGGUGGCCAUUGGCGUUACCAACAUGCUGGGUCCGUUCCUCGGCGGGUAUGCCGCGACCGGCUCGUUCAGCCGUACCGCCAUUAAGUCCAAGGCCGGCGUUCGCACGCCGUUCGCGGGUGUCAUUACAGCUUGUGUGGUUCUGCUGGCCAUCUAUGCUCUACCCGCUGUUUUCUACUAUAUCCCCAACGCCUCGCUGGCUGCCGUCAUCAUCCACGCGGUUGGAGACCUCAUCACACCUCCCAACACAGUGUAUCAGUUUUGGCUCAUCUCGCCUCUUGAAGUCGUCAUCUUCUUUGCUGGAGUGUUUGUCACCGUCUUCUCCACCAUCGAGAACGGUAUUUACACCACUAUCUGCAUGUCGGCUGCGCUGCUUCUUUACCGAACUCUCCGUACGAGGGGCCGGUUCCUGGGUCGUGUUAGGGUGCACUCAGUUCUGGACGACCACGUCAUCGGUGAUAGCCGCCAGGCCGUGAGCGAGUAUGGGACGUUCACGGGCUCGGCAGAGGUUCCUUACCGGAAUGUCUUUUUGCCCAUAACGCAUGCUGACGGCUCCAACCCGGAGGUGGAGCUUGGCAAUCCUUACCCCGGCGUCUUCAUCUAUCGGUUUUCGGAGGGCUUCAGCUAUCCCAACGCCGGCAACAGCUUGGAGUACAUGGUGCAAUUCAUUUUCUCCCACACACGCCGUACCAAUCUCACUAACUUUCAGCGACCCGGCGACCGUCCCUGGAACGACCCUGGUCCGUCUCGCAGAAAGCUCAAGGCGGCUGCUGCGGCGGGCCUUGAAGCUGGGAUGGCUGAUGUGGACACUUCGCUGCCGACUCUCAAGGCUAUCAUCCUGGACUUUAGCUCGGUUAAUCACGUCGACAUCACGUCUGUGCAGCAGAUGAUUGAUGUUCGCAACCAACUCGACCGCUAUGCGUCUCCCAAUGUCGUGGACUGGCAUAUUGCUUGUAUCACCAACCGCUGGACCAAGCGCGCCCUCGUCAAUGCCGGUUUCGGCUACCCGACAGAGCGCGGUGACGGACCGCGCACGCGUUGGCGAAGUAUCUUCAGUGUGGCCGAGAUCGGCGGCUCCCAGAGUGCUGCUGCGGCAGCCGAGCUCGAAGUUAACGAAAAGGAGCUCGGUCCUCAAGCGACGCGGACAGCAGACGCCGAAGUCGGCCUGGGCCUUCACAAGAGCGGCAGCAGUAGUGAGGUCAUGACCGCUCAGGCCAAGGGUGCUAAGAACGUCAAGAGCCGAAAUCCUCGGACUCGCGCCGUUCCUGUUCAUGGCCACAACCGACCCCUCUUCCACGUCGAUCUGACGAGCGCCCUACAGAGUGCCAUUGCCAACAUUGAGGCGAGAAACGAGAACGAGUCUUCGUCUGAGACGACUGUGGCCGAGGGAAGUCCUACGAGCACUAAGUGA